AUAAUGUGUCCGGGUGUGGAAAGUCUUUGUAUAGUAGUGUGUGUACAGUUGUACAAACCAGCAGCUGCACUGCUCACCUUGUGCACAUACGUCACAGCUUUGUUCGACCGUUGACAAGAAAGCUUCUCUUGUCUGUCAGCAGUGUGAGAAAUAUGAAGUUUCUGGACUUGGAGGAUUCUAUCAGUCGCUUCAGGUUUGCUCAGUCCUGUGUGGGGUUGACGGGUUGCCUGUGCGUGAGCUAUGCAGUGUGGACACCGUACUGGCUGAAGGACCGGGGACUCUGGACAGAGUCAAACAACACUGGAAGUGACCCGGCAAACCUUAAACAUGGCACUGUCUUCAAUGCCCUGGAAGCAGAGCAAGUAUUCGGUGUCCUCUCCUUCCUCAUGGCCAUGAGCACCGGUGCCCUGUGUCUGGUGUUUGCCCUCUGCUGGACGUCCCGGACGGUGCGGUCCUACUCCAACACUCGCUCUCUGCUCAUGGCCGGGCAGGCGCUCUACCCCACCACCCUGCUGCUGCUCACCAUGGCCUCCACAGGUUUCUUCUUCCUCUUCAGCUGGUCUCUUUUCACUUAUCAGCACCGGGAAGAAAUCCGUCAGGACGUCUCCGGCCUUGGCUCUUCCUACUGGCUCGGGGCUUUAGGCUGGGUCCUGCUGGUGGUCGUGGAGACGAUCGUCUUUAUCGUGGAACAAGCAACAGUACCAGACAUUGUACCAGACUUGGAGAAGGCCGUGGAGUCGUGGCGGAUUUCCUGUCAACUGAGGGCUGCAAAACGCUCUUAUAGUGAUGUGUAACAGCCUGGAAACAGUAUGAGAGACAUUAUCUGAAAAGGGUGCAUGACCACCAUGAAUGCCAUGCAGAUGUAAGGAUGUGACAGAGAAAAUGAUUGUGAAUGUGUGAGCUACACUAAGACAACACAACUGAAUCCCUAUUAACUGUGUCUCGAGAAAUUGAGAUUCCCUGCAUCCUGAAAGUCAGUGGGACUGAAUCCUCCAGCGUCCUGCAGGGUUUGACUGCUCUGAUAAAUUCUCAAUUUUUUGUUUUCAAGAUGGACUUUUUAUAAAUACACUACAGACCAAUAAUAAUGGCGGUGAGAUCAAAUGCAAUAUGAGUGCUGCUCUGUCAAGGUGAUGUGUAGGAAUUGUAUUUGCAAAGAUUUGAAAUUCAGAAACGCUGGUCGUCCAGCUUUUCCCCUGGGCCAGGAUCACUUCCAGGUUUUCACUUUGAACUUGUUCCUUUACCUGAAAGAUGAAGUAGUUGCUGUAUCGUGCUCGAUGAAUGUUAAAAUAGCACCAUCUUGUGAUGACCACGUGACACUUCUGACACUGACACUCAACCAUGGAUGAAUUACCUUCUUUGUUUUUAUAUAUGUUAAGAGACAUUGUGAAACUGAAAAUUCACAUUGUGCUCCUCUGUUGUUUUCUUGAUGAUGAGUCAUAAAUAGCACUAAUAUUUGUGUUAAUGUGGGGCGGUUGUGGCUCAGGAGCUGGAGUGGGUCGUCCGCUAACCAGAACAUCGAACGUUCAAUGUCAGUCUCACCAAUUGUGCACGCAGAAGUUUCUUCGGGCAAGAGACCGAACCCCAAAUUGCCCCUGACGACUGUGCUGACAGUGUGCGAGUGAUGAUAGAGGAAGUGCUGCACACAGAUGCACUGUAUAAAUAUGUUUGUGACCAUUUUUAACCUGUUUAUAAUCCUAUAUUUUUUUAUAGAAUAAAAUUAGCAGUCAUAUUGAGACCAGAAUGUACUGUCCUCUGUCUGACUCUGCCGUUCAGAGUCUGAACAUCCUUCCACCGCUACAGUAAAUCAAAGUUUUACGUCCUUGA
This is a messenger RNA of Paralichthys olivaceus (Japanese flounder), 1824 nucleotides long. RefSeq lists its product as uncharacterized. The record is from RefSeq and is a predicted model, not a curated record. Lineage: Eukaryota; Metazoa; Chordata; Actinopteri; Pleuronectiformes; Paralichthyidae.